GAGCGUCACGUGACCCGAUCAGGAAGUGACCGAGAGAAAUGUUGUUCGGUGUCCGGUGAACGGAGCGCUGCUGUCCGUUGUUCGUUCCGACUCUCAAACCUUACAAACGGAAGCCCGUUCGCGCUCAGCCGCUGUCUGUUAGAGCUCUCACCUACAGCUGCCGAGCGCUGUGGCCAGCAGGAUGAGUUCAGACGGAGGCGGGAAGCCUGUGAAGGUGGGCUCUCUGGUGGAGGUCAUUGGGAAAGGUCAGCGUGGGACCGUGGCCUACAUCGGCGCCACCCUCUUCGCUUCGGGGAAAUGGGUGGGUGUCAUCCUGGAUGAAGCCAAGGGCAAGAACGACGGCACGGUGCAGGGGAAACGCUACUUCACCUGUGAGGAGAACCAUGGGAUAUUCGUCAGGCAGUCUCAGAUUCAGCUCAUCGAUGAAGGAGGCAGCUCCGCUACUUCUCCAGAAACACCUGACUCAGGCGUGGCCAAGCUGCUCAGGAAAGAAGUCCAGGAGACGCCAAAAUCUGUUAAGCAGACUCCAACAGCAAAGAAGCCUCCUAUACGUCGUAGUACCAAGGCGGGUCGUCCCUCUGUUGGAGGGUCGGGGCUCUCCGAGUCGGUUUUAGCCGAGAAUGAGUCUGCAGCGUCUUCCCAGAUUGCACUGGGAGCUCCUGUCGUCCCACAGCCCAGCGGCACACCCAGCGCCCCUCCUCCUGCCACCCCCAGCAAGGAGGAGGAGAGUCUCCGAUCUCAAGUCAAGGACCUGGAGGAGAAGUUGGAGACUCUCCGGAUGAAGCGCUCGGAGGAUAAAGCCAAGCUGAAGGAGAUGGAGAAGCACAAGAUCCAGCUGGAGCAGCUGCAGGAGUGGAAGAACAAGAUGCAGGAGCAGCAGAACGAUCUGCAGAAGCAGCUGAAAGAGGCCAAGAAGGAGGCCCGCGAGGCUCUGGAGGCCAAAGACCGCUACAUGGAGGAGAUGGCCGACACGGCGGACGCCAUCGAGAUGGCCACGCUGGAUAAAGAGAUGGCCGAGGAGCGGGCCGAGUCCCUGCAGCAGGAGGUGGAGGCUCUGAAGGAGAAGGUGGAGGAGCUGACCAUGGAUCUGGAGAUCCUGAAGCACGAGAUCGAGGAGAAGGGCUCGGACGGAGCCGCCUCCAGCUAUCACGCCAAGCAGCUGGAGGAGCAGAACGGCCGGCUGAAGGAGGCCCUGGUCAGGAUGAGGGAUCUGUCGUCGUCUGAGAAGCAGGAGCACGUGAAGCUCCAGAAACAGAUGGAGAAGAAGAACUCUGAGCUGGAGACUCUGAGAGCGCAGAAGGAGAAGCUGCAGGAGGAGAUGAAGCAGGCCGAAGCCACCAUAGACGAGCUCAAGGAGCAGGUGGAUGCAGCUUUAGGAGCCGAGGAGAUGGUGGAGACUCUGACGGAGAGGAACUUAGAUCUGGAAGAGAAAGUGCGGGAGCUGAGAGAGACCGUCAGUGACCUGGAAGCGAUAAACGAGAUGAACGACGAGCUGCAGGAGAACGCUCGAGAGACGGAGCUGGAGUUGCGUGAGCAGCUGGAUCUGGCUGGGGCUCGGGUUCGAGAGGCUCAGAAGAGAGUGGAGGCGGCACAGGAGACGGUGGCCGACUAUCAGCAGACCAUCAGCAAAUACAGAGAGCUCACCACUCACCUGCAGGAAGUGAACCGAGAGCUGACCAACCAGCAGAGCAGCUCGGCCGAGCAGCUGCAGCAGCCCACCGCGGAGCUCUUCGACUUCAAGAUCAAGUUUGCUGAGACCAAAGCUUACGCCAAGGCCAUCGAGAUGGAGCUCCGUAAGAUGGAGGUGAAUCAAGCGAACCGUCAGGUGUCUCUGCUGACGUCCUUCAUGCCCGAGUCGUUCCUGAGACACGGAGGAGACCACGACUGCAUCCUCGUGCUGCUGCUCAUCCCCAGACUCAUCUGCAAGGCGGAGCUGGUCAGUAAACAGGCGCAGGAGAAGUUUGACCUGAGCGGUGUUUCUCCGGAGCGCUCUGGACUGAGAGGAGCCGCUGGGGAGCAGCUGAGCUUCGCCUCCGGGCUGGUUUACUCCCUCACACUCCUCCAGGCCACGCUGCACAAAUACCAGCUGGCUCUGUCUCAGUGCUCUGUGGAGGUGUAUAAGCGCAUGGGCACGCUUUACUCUGAGAUGAGUGUUCAUGAGCGCUCUCUGGACUUCCUCAUCGAUCUGCUGCACAAAGACCAGCUGGACGAGACGGUGCAGGUGGAGCCGCUCACCAAAGCCAUCAAAUACUACCAGCAACUGUACAGUGUUCAUCUGUCAGAUCAGCUCGAGGACUGCACCAUGCAGCUGACCGAUCACAUCAAGUUCACCCAGAGCGCUCUGGACUGCAUGGGGUCAGAGGUCGGCCGUCUGCGGGCCUUCCUGCAGCCGGGACAGGAAGUGGCCGAGCUCUCUGUGCUCCUGAAGGACCUAGACACUUCCUGUGGAGACAUCGGUCAGUUCUGUAAGAAGAUCCGCCGGAGGAUGCCGGGAACAGACGCCCGGGGAUUCCUGCUGCGCCAGCGUGUGUGUGAGCAGGUGGGCGAGGCGCUGGCUGACUGCAGGAAGCAGCUGACCCGUGUGGUGGCGGUCCUACAGGAAGUAGCAGCGGCAGGAGCUCAGAUGAUCGCUCCGCUGGCCGAGACUGAGGGACUGCCGCCGCUCAAGAUCGAAGAUGUGCUGUUCAAGGCGGUGGAUCAGGUGUUCGGCUCUCAUGGACUCAAUGCGUUCGAGUGUCUGCGUCAGACCUGCGCCGCUGUCAUCGCCACCAUGAACAAGAUGGCCACUGCCAUGCAGGAGGGAGAGUAUGACGCCGAGCGGCCACAGCGCCCGCGCCCGCCGGUGGAGAUCCGCGCCGCCGCAGUCAGAGCCGAGAUGACCGACGCCGAGGGUCUGGGGAACAAGCUGGAGGACCGAGAGACCGUCAUCAAAGAGCUGAAGAAAUCCCUCAAGAUCAAGGGCGAGGAGCUGAGCGAGGCCAAUGUUCGUCUGAGUUUACUGGAGAAGAAGCUGGACACGUCGACGAGAGACGCAGACGAGCGAGUGGAGAAGAUCCAGACCAAACUGGACGAGGCUCUGACCCUGCUGAAGAAGAAGGAGAAGGAGUUUGAGGAGACCAUGGAUGCGCUGCAGGCCGACAUCGAUCAGCUGGAGUCGGAGAAGGCGGAGCUAAAGCAGAGGAUCAGCAGCCAAUCACGAGCCCCCGAGGGUCGUGGACCGCAGGCGUCUGGAAUCGCCUCCAUCGUCACGGGAACCGCUGCUGGAGGAGUUGCGCGUGUCGUGAGUGGUGUCUCAGGUGUUCUUCAGGUGGUGGACUCUCCUCUCCUCAAACAGCAGAUCGACGUCAGACUCGCCAUCAAACAGCUGAAGAGUGACAACUACCGGCUGAAGGCUGAGAAGAUGCGAGCUCAGCUGUCGUCUCUUCCUCCGCUUCAGCCGGUGAAGAUGACGGAGGUGAUGAAGGAGGCUCCGGCCGGGUCUCUGUACCGCAGGACGGACCUGCUGCUCAACAACCUGCUGAAGAUGAGCGCCGGCCUGCGAGUCGUCGACAUCAGCGGCAAGACUCCGGUGAGUGCAGGCGCUCAGCUCCUGGAGCAGACGGCCAGACUGGAAUCUCUGAGUGACACGCUGGACAAACUGAAGGCUGAAGUGUCACAGCACGUCGUCUCUCAGCAGCCCGGAGCUCGUGUGUCUUCAGACUUUGCCUCGUUCCCCUCCGCGUCUUUUCCAAAGGCCCAGGCGGAGCAGCGGAGCGGCUCGGUGCUGGUGGGGAAGGUGAUGAUCCCCGCUCGUGGCUCGGAGCAGACUCACUGUCUGGUUCUGUCCCAGCAGCAGCUCCAGCGCGUGCACCGCCUGCUCAUGACGUAAACACACUCCACCCACCACCCCUCGCUCUCAGGAAACAUCGCUCGUCUUCUCCAGCAUCUCAGCAUCUCACAGCCACGGGGUCAGAACUGUCAGAAACUAGUGGAAUUUUUUGGGAUUGAGAGGAAAAGAGUUCUGACUCUCUGAGUUUAUUCUUCACAAGCUUGAAUUGUGGCAUAAAAUCUAAGAUAUAAAAAAAAAGUCAGAAUUGCAAGAUAGUUGUAAUUAAUUUUUAUUCAGUUGGGAAACAAAAUGAAUUUCAGAAUGACAGGAAACAGUCAAGAUCAGCAAGAAAGUGAUCCAGAGUUCAUCAUCGUUUUCUCAGAAUUUACUUUUUGUGGCUAAAAAAAAAUGCGAUUCUGGCUUUUUUUUCCUCAUCAUUUUUGAGAUCGAUGUCACACGGUGCAAAUAAAUAGAAAUAAAGUCUG
Messenger RNA from Puntigrus tetrazona (Sumatra barb), 4293 nucleotides. It is a transcript of the gene dctn1a, whose product is annotated as dynactin 1a. The record is from RefSeq and is a predicted model, not a curated record. Gene Ontology annotation, biological process: cytoplasmic microtubule organization. Gene Ontology annotation, cellular component: cytoplasm; microtubule plus-end; nucleus. Lineage: Eukaryota; Metazoa; Chordata; Actinopteri; Cypriniformes; Cyprinidae. Gene Ontology annotation, molecular function: microtubule plus-end binding.